AGAUUAAAUAGCGCUUGAAUUCCCAAUUCUGCAACGAGAGAGACGAAAAUGGAGGAUUCAAUCGCGACCUUCAGCAAAACCCCUGGCGUAUUCUGCAACCUCCUUCAAACUAGCUGCGACGCCCUCAAGCAAUCCAUGGAUCGCCGUCCAAUCCCCCUCGAUUCUGCAUCUUCCACCUUCGUACAGUGCCUCAACCGCCGGGUGGAAACCGCCACGGACGAUCUCAGCUUCCUUGACUCCGUCUCUCUAGGAUUUGUGGAAUUUUCAAAAUGGGUUCGAGUCACAAUGGAAAAGGUUAGGGCCUUAAUCCAACUGUUGCCACUCUUGGGAGGGCUACAAAUGAAGAUAUCACUUGGUUCAGCCUGGAAGAGUUCUUGAGCCAGAACGAGACCUUCUAAGAACGCAUUGGAGACCCAAAAAUAGAAGUAAAAGGGCAGGGUAGGUCCCCAGCCAUUUUCUAUAGGAAGUCUUUGAAAUCGUGUUUUGCAUUCUCUCCGUUGUUGCUGGUGAGAUGGCUUGCUCCUCCGUUUUGGAGGCACUGCUAAUAACUUGCUUCUGUGUCA
This is a messenger RNA of Rubroshorea leprosula, 563 nucleotides long. Lineage: Eukaryota; Viridiplantae; Streptophyta; Magnoliopsida; Malvales; Dipterocarpaceae. The record is from the annotation of a GenBank genome assembly.